Lemur catta (Ring-tailed lemur) is the source of this 1470-nucleotide messenger RNA. RefSeq names its product 1-acylglycerol-3-phosphate O-acyltransferase 2 (gene AGPAT2). Bases 128 to 901 code for a protein of 257 amino acids. Gene Ontology annotation, cellular component: endoplasmic reticulum; membrane. Gene Ontology annotation, molecular function: 1-acylglycerol-3-phosphate O-acyltransferase activity. Gene Ontology annotation, biological process: phosphatidic acid biosynthetic process. The record is from RefSeq and is a predicted model, not a curated record. Lineage: Eukaryota; Metazoa; Chordata; Mammalia; Primates; Lemuridae. The transcript is spliced from 6 exons.
UGGACGGAAGUGGCUGUGUGACUGCAGUAAUGCCACGGGCUGUGCCCUUAGAGACAGUUCAAACGACCAGGUCUGUGUUGUGUAUAUUCUACCGCAAUGAACAAAGAAGAAAAAAGGAAACUGGUAAAUGCUGUUGUCACAGAGAACCACUGUCCAUUUCCGGACACGGCCCGAGCCUUCUCCCUGUGCACUGAGGGGUGGGCGUGCAGGCCCCGGGACCUCAGUGCACUGUCCUCUUGCCCUCAGCAUCAUCAGCUGGUUCAUGCGCAGCUUCAAGUACGUGUACGGCCUCCGCUUCAAGGUGAAGGGCCAGGAGAAGCUGGACGUGGACCAGCCCUGUGUCAUCAUCUCCAACCACCAAAGCAUCCUCGACAUGAUGGGCCUCAUGGAGGUCCUCCCCAAGCGCUGCGUGCAGAUCGCCAAGCGGGAGCUGCUCUACCUGGGCCCCGUGGGCCUCGUCAUGUACCUCGGGGGCGUCCACUUCAUCAACCGGCAGCGCUCCAGCACCGCCAUGACCAUGAUGGCCGAGCUGGGCGAGCGCAUGGUCAGGGAGAACCUCAAGGUGUGGAUCUACCCCGAGGGCACACGCAACGACAACGGCGAUCUGCUGCCUUUUAAGAAAGGUGCCUUCUACCUGGCGAUCCAGGCCCAGGUGCCCAUCUUGCCCGUGGUCUACUCCUCCUUCUCCUCCUUCUACAACACCAGGACGAAGCUCUUCACCUCAGGAACAAUGACGGUGCAGGUGCUGGACGCCAUCCCCACCAGCGGCCUCACCCAGGCAGACAUCCCCACGCUUGUGGACACCUGUUACCAGGCCAUGAGGAGCACCUUCUUCCACAUAUCCAAGAUGCCCCAGGAGAACAGGGCCGCCGCAGGGCCUGCUGUCGAGCCAGCCCAGUAGCCUGGGCCACAGGCCGGGGCCGACCUGGGGGAGGGUGGGCAGGAGGAAGGCGGCUGGAGAAUGCACAGGGAUCCUUGCCCAGGCUGCCAGAUGUCACUGUGUCUGGCUUCCCUGGCUCCCCCGACUUUCAUUUGGGCCCCGGAAGCAGGAAGCCCCUUCUGCCGCUGACCUCAGACCCAGGCACUUGACGUCUCCUCCAGGAGAAUCAGCCGGACCCUCCAGGCUCUGAGGCAGGGACUCGUCCCCCGUGUGCCUCCAGGGUCUCCGAUGAUGCAAAACCAGGCCUGAGGCUGUGGCCUGCAGGUGGCCUGAGCAGGUCCCCAUGCCAGCCUGGGUGCCCAGGUCCGGCUGCCCAGGGGCCGCUGGGGGCAGAGGCAGAUGCUAGGUCCAGGCCGUGGCCUGCAUCAGGCCCUCAGGGAGAGGAAGGGGCUCGUGGGGGUCGGGACUCCUGGUCGCAUGCACCCUGGACCCCAGGGGGCCGCAGAGUGGGGUCUGCUGUUCCACCAGCCCCGAGGACCUGCGGGUCAGUAUUGCACUCGCUGUUUUUUAUAAAGGAACUCUGGAAGUGC